This is a messenger RNA of Lactuca virosa, 1419 nucleotides long. The record is from the annotation of a GenBank genome assembly. Lineage: Eukaryota; Viridiplantae; Streptophyta; Magnoliopsida; Asterales; Asteraceae.
UGGUAAUCCCAACUGCCAAGUAUAAUCAGUUUAACGCUACACUCAUACACAGUGUAGUCGAGUCGAGAAUUUUCUGCCAUAAUCGGGAGCUUUUUCACUUUUUCAUCUCUUACGAUCAUUUUCUAUAAACCCUAACUAAAUCAUUAACAAAUCCUCUGUUCCCGAUUUUCUUCUCUCUGUUCGUGUAAGGAGACAUGCCUCCGAAAGCAGCUAAAUCAAAGGAGGCACCGGUGGAGAGGCCAAUCCUCGGUCGUUUCUCUUCUCAUCUUAAAAUCGGAAUCGUUGGAUUACCAAAUGUAGGAAAAUCUACACUUUUUAACACACUCACAAAGUUGUCUAUUCCAGCUGAGAACUUCCCAUUCUGUACAAUUGAACCUAACGAGGCACGUGUUCAUAUUCCAGAUGAGAGAUUUGAGUGGCUGUGUCAGCACUUCAAGCCAAAAAGUGAGGUGUCAGCGUUCUUAGAGAUACAUGAUAUAGCUGGGCUGGUUAAAGGUGCUCAUGAAGGACAAGGGCUUGGAAACAAUUUCUUAUCUCACAUUCGUGCAGUUGAUGGCAUAUUCCAUGUUUUACGUGCAUUUGAAGACCCUGAUAUCAUACAUGUGGAUGACUCUGUAGAUCCUAUAAGAGACUUAGAAGUUAUAACUGCAGAAUUACAGUUGAAGGAUAUUGAAUUCAUGGAAAGAAGGAUAGAGGAUCUUGAGAAGAUCUUGAAGAGGAGCAAUGACAAACAGGUGAAAGUGGAACAUGAAUUAUGCCUCAAGGUCAAAACAUGGCUCAUGGAGGAUAAAGAUGUCCGAUUAGGGGACUGGAAAGCUGCUGAUAUUGAAAUCUUGAAUACCUUUCAAUUGCUUACAGCAAAACCUGUUGUUUAUUUGGUCAACAUGAAUGAGAAAGAUUAUCAAAGGAAAAAGAACAAAUUGCUUCCCAAGAUUCAUUCUUGGGUACAGGGGCAUGGAGGUGAGCCUAUUAUUCCUUUUAGCUGUGCCUUAGAAAGAAAUUUAGCUGAUAUGAAACAAAAUGAAGCUGCAAAAUACUGUGAGGACAAUAAAGUACAAAGUGCUCUUCCAAAGAUUAUAAAGACUGGAUUCUCAGCUAUCAAUCUUAUAUACUUCUUUACAGCUGGCAUUGACGAGGUGAAAUGCUGGCAAAUUCGAAGGCAAACUAAAGCUCCUCAAGCUGCAGGAGCAAUUCAUACUGAUUUUGAAAGAGGAUUCAUUUGUGCAGAGGUUAUGAAGUUUGAUGAUCUUAAGGCGCUUGGAAGUGAGGCUGCUGUGAAGGCUGCAGGGAAGUAUAAACAAGAGGGAAAGACUUACGUGGUACAAGAUGGGGAUAUAAUCUUUUUCAAAUUUAAUGUCUCUAAUGGUGGAAAGAAGUGAUAUUAUUACAUAUGCAGGAGUUACCUUGACUUUUCUUAGG